AUGACGAAGAAGUUCCUGAACAUACUCAAGUGUAUUGCCACUCUGACAAAGCAUGGUAUUCUUGAGAAGAAAAAGAAGUUUGACACCCUCCUUGCCUUCACCAAUAACUUGAACUGGACGAAGCAGUUCCUCUCGGCCUCAUCAGUUGAGGUUGGACAACAGUUCCUGGAUGAUUGGGAGAACAAUUCCGAAGUUACAUCAGAAAGAAAGUAUCAGGGAAGCGAAAACAGGAUGUGGAAGUACCAGAAAAGGGAGCCAGUUCCUGAAAGUAGUGUUGAAGUUGCCUCGAAUUCUGAAUCGAAUUCACUGUCAGUGAGUGGUUUUCAGCAGACAUCUGCCCAUGUGCAACUGCAAGAGCCUGGUUCUGAUAAUCAGCAGGAAAGGAAGCCUGCUCCUGGUAGUUCACUUAAAAGUCAUGAACAUAGUGCAGAUGUAAGUGAUCCAGGUAAUGGUACUAAGUGUACUGUUGAAGGUGACUUUAAUUCUGAGUCAAAUGCCCUGUCAGUGAAUGGUUUUCAGCAGACAUCUGCCCAUGUGCAAGAGCCUGGUUCUGAUAAUCAGCAGGAAAAGGAGCCUGCUCCUGGUAGUUCACUUGAAAGUCAUGAACAUAGUGCAGAUGUAAAUGAUCCAGGUAAUGGUCCUAAGUGUACUGUUGAAGGUGACUUGAAUUCUGAGUCAAAUGCCCUGUCAGUGAAUGGUUUUCAGCAGACAUCUGCCCAUGAGCAAGAGCCAGUGUUUGAUGAAGUUGUUACGGAGUCACCAGAUCGUGGAACCUUCCAGGAAACCAUUACUGCUUUAAGUUCUAGUCUUGGUUCUGAUGAUGAAAGGAACCAUAAUCCUAGAGGGGAGAAGGUUGAAGAACAGGUUUCUUGCAGUGAUGUCAUUGAUGAUUCACGUUUAGAUUCUGAUUUCGUCCCAGACCCAGAGUCCAGUCAUGAAAGUGAUUCAGAGUCUUCUUCUAGUGAAGGUACGGUGCGGUCUUCGAAGAAGAAGUUGAGAGGGAAAAAAACGAAUAUGUUGGUACAGAAAACCUCAGCUGCAGAGGAAACCCAUCAAAAGAUUGCAAAUUCACCCUCGUCCUCAAUGGUCACGGAAGAUGAUGAUGAUUCGGCUUUCGUUCCCAUAGACAGUGCUUCAGAAUUUGAGGAUGAAGAUGAUGAUGAUGUCAUUAUCAUAUCCCAAGAAACAGAAGCUGCUUUAAAUCAUGUACUUAGGUCACGUAAUGAGGAUAAAAAACUUACGUUGAAAAAGGAAAAUAUCAAAUUGGAAGAUGAUGUACAGGCUGCAAAAUCAGAUCAAGAUGACUCUGGUAAUGAUCCAGAUGAGGUUACUCGGACAUGUCAGAGAGAUGCUGAAGGAGAUUCUGAUUCAGAUUCUACUGAAAAUCCUCAGUUACCUAGAAAGAGCUCGUCCCAUGAGGAGAAAACCAGUGUUCAAUCAGAGAUGAAGUAG
Molecule: messenger RNA, 1452 nt
Organism: Lineus longissimus
Lineage: Eukaryota; Metazoa; Nemertea; Pilidiophora; Heteronemertea; Lineidae
Product: protein starmaker-like
Exons: 4
Coding region: 1-1452 (483 amino acids)
Source: RefSeq, a predicted model, not a curated record